AUGGCACCUAGAACUGAACAAACAGCAUAUGAUACAAUGCCAACUAAUAAUAAUAACGAUAGUAGGAGAAAUAGUCUAGCCGCCGACGAUAAUGGCAUACUCAUAGAAAAUGUUUAUACAAGCGACAAACAAAGAGACCCAUUGGUCGAAGUCCCCGGUAUGGAUGAUAUACCAGAAGAUGAAAUAUUUAGUUUUCGAAAGUUAUGGUCAUUUACAGGACCUGGUUUCUUGAUGAGUAUAGCGUAUUUGGAUCCUGGUAAUUUGGAGAGUGAUAUUCAGGCUGGCGCAACGGGUGGGUAUUCGUUGUUGUGGGUGUUGUUGUGGUCGACCGUCAUUGGUUUGUGGCUACAAUUUCUUGCCAGCAGGCUGGGUGUUGUAACGGGCAAGCAUUUGGCCGUGCAUUGUAGAGAGUACUAUCCAGUGGUACCCAGAAUAUUACUGUGGAUCAUGACCGAGUUGGCCAUCAUUGGCUCUGACAUUCAAGAGGUUAUCGGCACUGCCAUUGCAAUUAGCAUUCUGUCACGAGGCGCUAUUCCAUUGUGGGCUGGUGUCUUGAUUACCGCCGCCGACACAUUCACCUUUUUACUACUCGAAAACUAUGGCAUCCGAAAACUAGAGGCAUUCUUUUGUGCACUCAUCACGGUCAUGGCCGUCAGCUUUGGUGUAGAAUAUAUCAUUGCUAAACCCGAUCAACUACAAGUGUUGCGUGGCGUAGUCGAGCCGUACGUCAACCACUCGAACCUCGCGGAAGCGGUGGGUAUCCUCGGUGCCGUCGUCAUGCCACACAACAUCUACCUUCACUCUGCAUUGGUACAGUCGAGAAAGAUCGACCGAUCGAGCGACAUCCAAGUUCGCACAGCCAACAAAUACUUUAACAUCGAGUCGAGUAUUGCUCUGUUCAUCUCAUUUGUCAUCAAUCUUUUUGUGGUUGCUGUCUUUGGCACUGGCUUUCUCGGCGAGACUAUUGGUCUCUCUACCGCCGCCGAUUUCCUCGGCACCAAGUAUGGAGAGGUUGCAAGAUACAUUUGGGCCAUCGGUCUCUUGGCUGCAGGCCAAUGCUCGACCAUGACUGGAACCUACUCUGGUCAGUUUGUCAUGGAAGGGUUUUUAGAUCUAAAGAUCAAGCCUUGGAAGAGACUAUUGAUCACUCGAUGCAGUGCCAUCGUUCCUGCCAUUGUCGUUGCCAUUCUCUCAAACACUCAUCUCGACUCUCUAGAUGAAUGGUUAAAUGUACUCCAAUCUGUUCAACUUCCAUUUGCUGUAUUACCAGUACUUUAUUUUACCUCUAGAUCUGAAGUAAUGGGAGAAAAGUUUAAAAAUCAUUGGUUAAAUAAUAUUGUAGUUAGACUUUUAUCAUUAAUUAUUAUCGCCAUCAAUAUCUAUUUAAUUGUCAUUUUUGCAACACAAAUUUCAACAUCUGGCUGGAUGAUUGCCGUCAUGAUCAUUGGAUUCCUUUUCUAUUUUUCAUUUAUUAUUUAUUUGGCUCUUGGAGUUGAAAACUCUAACCGAAUAGCCAAACGUAUCAAAUCAAUUUUCUCCUCUUCCUCUUCUUCUAACCAACAAUAUGAAAAUGAAAGAUUGAUCAUCAAUACUCAAUAA
Cavenderia fasciculata is the source of this 1599-nucleotide messenger RNA. RefSeq names its product solute carrier family 11 member 1 (gene nramp1). The transcript has 3 exons. NCBI's taxonomy places the organism in Eukaryota, Evosea, Eumycetozoa, Acytosteliales, Cavenderiaceae. Gene Ontology annotation, biological process: metal ion transport. Gene Ontology annotation, cellular component: membrane. The record is from RefSeq and is a predicted model, not a curated record. Gene Ontology annotation, molecular function: cadmium ion transmembrane transporter activity; iron ion transmembrane transporter activity; manganese ion transmembrane transporter activity. Bases 1 to 1599 code for a protein of 532 amino acids.